This is a messenger RNA of Rhagoletis zephyria (snowberry fruit fly), 1027 nucleotides long. RefSeq names its product homeotic protein deformed-like. Gene Ontology annotation, biological process: positive regulation of transcription by RNA polymerase II; anterior/posterior pattern specification. Gene Ontology annotation, molecular function: RNA polymerase II cis-regulatory region sequence-specific DNA binding; DNA-binding transcription factor activity, RNA polymerase II-specific. The record is from RefSeq and is a predicted model, not a curated record. NCBI's taxonomy places the organism in Eukaryota, Metazoa, Arthropoda, Insecta, Diptera, Tephritidae. Gene Ontology annotation, cellular component: nucleoplasm.
GGUUCCUACCAACCUGGCAUGGAACCGAAACGGCAGCGCACCGCCUACACACGCCAUCAGAUACUCGAACUGGAAAAGGAAUUCCAUUACAAUCGUUAUCUCACUCGUCGCAGACGCAUCGAAAUCGCACAUACGCUGGUGUUGUCGGAACGGCAAAUAAAAAUCUGGUUCCAGAAUCGACGUAUGAAGUGGAAAAAAGAUAAUAAAUUGCCAAAUACUAAGAAUGUGAGGAAGAAAACGGUAGACGCAAAUGGAAAUCCAACACCAGUAGCGCCGAAGAAAUCAAAAAGGGUUAGUGCUAAGAAACAGGCGCAGCAACUGCAACAGACAACCCAGCAACAGUCGCAACAGCAACAACAAAAACCAGUGAUAAAUGAGUGUUUACGAACGGAUAGUCUAGAAAGUAUCGGUGACGUCAGCGCAUCUCUAGGCAAUCCGUCCUAUAUGCCCGUACCUAAUGAUGCGCCAAACUUGCUUGGUGCGCCAACGCUUCAUCAGCAUCCCUGCAAUAACACCAACAACAGCGGGAAUGGUAGCUACGCAGGAUCUCAACCACAGCAACAACUACCAAAUGGUCAUGCGAAUGGUGGUGUCAAUGUUCCUGGAAAUUUGCAAACGCCCUCCAAUACAAACAACAAUCAAAUUCAUACAAACUUACAUCAAGCUACUCAACAUACACACGCACCGCUUCCGCCGCCGCAACAACAACAAGAUAUGUUGGCGAAUCUCCAACACAUCAAACAGGACUAUGAUCUGACCACACUGUAGAAAUCAAGGGCGUGCGGCAGACGUUUGGGAUUAGGUUUUUAACUCAGUUGCAAUACAUACAUACAUACAUAUGUAUGUACAUAUAGUACUUUUAUCUCAUUUUCAAAAUUACAAACAUUUUUAUACACGGUGUUGCAAAAUAAAGAAAAUUGCACGAACUUUUUAAAUGACCUAAUAUAGGGAGUAGGCUCGUCGAGUAAUUCACGAAACUGCGUUUAAAAUUUUUCUAACACCCUCAAUUCUCAACUCGUUCUUAAAA